AAUAUAUUUUUCAACGGCCAUGUAUCUAUUGCUUGUUAAAUAUAUUUGCAAUUUCUUGUCUUUCUUUGUUAGACUGUGGUAUUACAAUAUGAAGUGUAAAUAUAUUUUUCAACGGCCAUGUAUCUAUUGCUUGUUAAAUAUAUUUGCAAUUUCUUGUCUUUCUUUGUUAAACUGUGGUAUUACAAUAUGAAGUGUAAAUAUAUUUUUCAACGGCCAUGU
Messenger RNA from Rhizophagus irregularis DAOM 181602=DAOM 197198, 219 nucleotides. The record is from RefSeq and is a predicted model, not a curated record. NCBI's taxonomy places the organism in Eukaryota, Fungi, Glomeromycota, Glomeromycetes, Glomerales, Glomeraceae.